AGUUGUGCAACCUUUCUUAUCUCCAGGUCUUAGACCUGGGUCACAACAACUUAUCAGGAACCAUUCCAAAGUGUUUGAUUAAUUUGACUUCUCUAGUCCAUGCUCCAAGUGGUUGGAAUUUGAAUUGCUCUGAUAGAUUUGAUUCAACAAUUGUGACUUUAAAAGGAAGAGAAAUGGAAUACUACGGUAGACGUGCAACACUUCUGACCAUCAUUGAUUUUUCGUCAAAUAGUUUAGCAGGUGAAAUUCCUAAAGAAAUAGGUAGCCUCGUUCAAUUGGGUACCUUGAAUUUGUCGAUGAAUCAAUUAAGUGGAAAUAUCCCCUCAAACAUUGGAAACUUGAAGUUGCUUGAAAGUCUUGACCUCUGCCAAAACCAGCUUUCAGGGAAAAUUCCUCAAAGUAUUUAUUCUUUGACCUUCUUGUCUCACUUGAAUUUGUCACACAACAACUUGACCGGUAGAAUUCCUUUGGGCAAUCAACUUCAAACGCUGGAUGAUUCAUCUAUUUAUAAAGACAAUCCUUUACUUUGUGGGCAUCCUCUUUCAAAAUGUCCAGAAGAAGGAGAUGACGUGCCUCAUGCAGAAGAUAAUAAAGACCAUGCAGAUGUUAGUGAAAAUAAGCUUGGUUUCUAUAUAAGUGUUGUGCUUGGCUUUGUUAUAGGCUUUUGGGGUGUUUGUGGCACGUUGAUUCUGAAAAAGUCAUGGAGGUAUGCCUAUUUUCAAUUCUUUGACAAUAUCAAAGAGAAGGUAAUACUAGCAAUUGCAUUGAAAGUAGCUCGUUUGCAAAGAACAUAUUGAUCGAGAAAGGAAACAAUAAAAGUAGUCAUUUAAUA
Rosa chinensis is the source of this 832-nucleotide messenger RNA. Its product is annotated as receptor-like protein EIX2. Gene Ontology annotation, molecular function: protein binding. The transcript has a single exon. The record is from RefSeq and is a predicted model, not a curated record. NCBI's taxonomy places the organism in Eukaryota, Viridiplantae, Streptophyta, Magnoliopsida, Rosales, Rosaceae. Bases 174 to 797 code for a protein of 207 amino acids.